Messenger RNA from Drosophila sulfurigaster albostrigata, 2228 nucleotides. RefSeq names its product pickpocket protein 28 (gene ppk28). Gene Ontology annotation, molecular function: ligand-gated sodium channel activity. NCBI's taxonomy places the organism in Eukaryota, Metazoa, Arthropoda, Insecta, Diptera, Drosophilidae. Gene Ontology annotation, cellular component: membrane. Gene Ontology annotation, biological process: sodium ion transmembrane transport. The record is from RefSeq and is a predicted model, not a curated record.
AUGCGAAUCCACGUCGAUGCCAAACGCCAGCAGCGCCAUCUGGCGUCCGAUAGCAGCGGCGUUGGUCACACCAACAACAAUGAAUCCAGCGACGAUGAAGAGUUGUCGCUGUGCAAUCGAGAGGCGAUCAAAAAGAGUGUCAAAUACUAUUUGCAGAAUAGUUCGUUGCAUGGCCUCAAGUAUAUUGCCGAAGAGAGGAUUACGAUUCCCGAGCGGUUUGCUUCACUCUCUUUGCUACCUCAACAGCAUUUGAGUGACCUUGACAUCUUGUUCGGCAGCGUCUUCUUUGGCAUCGCAUUUGUGCUGGUCGUCAUACUGUCGGGAUUCUUCAUCUCCAACAUCUACAUCAAGUGGAGCGCAUCGCCCAUCAUCAUCUCGACCAGCGCCAAGCAGCUGCUCACCAGCACCAUGCCAUUUCCGGCGGUCACAAUUUGCAAUCUCAAUCAGGCACUGCGUAGUCGCGUCCAACGCAUCUCGCGAUCGAGCAGCAAUUACUCGCUGCUGAUGAGCCUGUGCAGCCAAGGCGAUGAUCAGACGAUCACGUACGUUGGCACCUGGAAGUACUUCAAGGCGCUGCUGGUCGAUGUGGCUCAGCCCUGCGAUGAGAUGCUUUUGUACUGCAGCUUUGGAUCGCGUCGCGAGAUGUGCUCGAUGAUCUUCAAGUCGUCGCUGACCGAUGAUGGAUUGUGCUGCACGUUCAAUGCCCUGGAUCCGAGUUUUCUGUUUCGCAACUAUUCGGAUGAUGUGCGCAUGGAACCGUUGCAGGAGAGUUCACUGUACGAGGCCAUCGAUUGGACGCCAGAGCGUGGCUACGCGGACAAAUUGCCCGAAUUCUAUUAUCCCCGGACCUCGGGGGGAACGGGAAGUCGCAUGGGUUUGACUGUGGUGUUGAAUGCCUCGACAGCGGAAUAUUAUUGCACCAAAUCGAUGAGCAACGGGUUCAAGGUCCUCGUACACAAUCCCGCCGAGUUGCCCAAGGUGAGCAACUACGGAUUCAUUGUGACAUCGGGGAGGGAGGCACGCAUUGUCAUUGAUCCCGUUUAUGAGGACGCAACGCCCAGCAUUCGAUCGAUUAAGAAAUCGGUGCGUCGUUGUCUGUUUUCGGAUGAGAACGAUUUGACCUAUUAUCGCACGUAUUCGCGUAAAAACUGCGAACUCGAGUGUGAGGCCAAAUUGCUGUUGCGCGAUUGCAGUUGCGUCCUCUACUAUUUACCUCGCAUCGAUCCGGCGGCUCGCGUUUGUGGACCCAACGAUAACAACUGCACGAAUCGCGUCCAGACCGAGAUCGAGUCAUCAAACACGGAAUUGUCAUGCGAAAGCUGUUGGCCCGGCUGCUUUGAGCUCACCUAUCGAACCACGAUGUCCACCUCGAUGAUUGUCACGGGUCCAAGCUAUCAGAGUGGCGAGGAUCUGCCCGAGGAUCUCUUCAGCACUAGCAACGGCUCCGUUAACAACGAUCUGUCCGUUCUGCACUUCUACUAUCUGACCAACAACUUGCGGAGCACCACCAAAUCAGAGAUGUUUGGCUUCACCGAGUUUCUUUCCAACACUGGUGGCUUGUUGGGUCUCUUUAUGGGCUUCAGCAUCUUCUCGGUGAUUGAGAUCGUCUACUAUGUAACAGUGCGUCCGUAUUGUGCAUCGCGAACGAUCCAACAGCGACGGCAGCGACGAGAGGCAGCGCUGCGUUGGCUGACGCCUGUGCAACGGGGACGGCGACGUCUGUUGUUGCCACAGCGGCAGCAGCCGCCGCCGCCUUACAGCCAGUUGCAGUUGGUGGCGAGGCCAAAGGUCAAGUCAAGUCUGUGGCAGACACUGCGCAGCUCUCGCGAUCCGCUCGUCUAUCCCUAUCUGGAUUAGUUCUCUUGUUUGUUGUUGUUCUCGAUGUUCUCGAUGUUGUUGGAGCACACUUUAUGGCCCUUAAGAAUGCAUCGGAUGAGGCCGCAAGCUGAAUAAAUAAACCAAGGCUAAGAGAGAGAGAGAGGCCAAUGAACGUGCCCAUUGCACAGAAGAGGUGAACGUAGGAGGCGGAGGAGGUGCAGAUGAUGCGAGGGCUGCCACCGGAAGUGCUGUGCCCCAUGCUGGUCAAUUUGAAAUCGGCUAUUAAAUGGCGCUAAUCGCUAAUCGCCACGCGACUUCAAUUUCAAUCGGCAACCCAAAACAAGUUUCUCUGCGCCAGCGAAUUCCAAGACAUUCAACUUCGGUGAGCUCAUUUACUUUCUCAACUUGUU